Molecule: messenger RNA, 672 nt
Organism: Penicillium mononematosum
Lineage: Eukaryota; Fungi; Ascomycota; Eurotiomycetes; Eurotiales; Aspergillaceae
Product: glutathione S-transferase family protein
Exons: 2
Coding region: 1-672 (223 amino acids)
Source: RefSeq, a predicted model, not a curated record
AUGGGAACACAUAUCAAGCCGAUCGUCCUGCACGCCGCCCACGCCACGGGCCCGAACCCAGUCAAGAUCGCCAUGGCGCUCGAGGCGCUCCACGUCCCAUUCGAAGUGAGGCAGUGGGAGUUUGGCAAAGAUCCCCAGAAGGGUGUGAAGGGGGCAGAGUUCGCCAAGAUCAACGAGAACGGCCGCGUCCCUGCCAUCGAGGAUCCCAACACUGGUGUCGUCGCGUGGGAAUCCGGGGCAUGCAUGAAUUACGUUCGUCGUGUGUACGACACAGCUAACAUAAUCGGUCCGACGGGUGAAUCGGCGCAAGAUCUGGUUGAUUUUGAAAAGUGGGAGUAUUUCUUGUUAUCGUCGCUUGGUCCCAUGACUGGACAGACAAAUUGGUUUAGACACUUCGUCCCGCAGAAGAAUGAGAAUGCGCUCCAGCGAUUCACGGAGCAGACUUAUCGCUGCUAUGAUGUUCUCGAGGGACAAUUGAAAAAGACUGGUGGUGAGAGUAUCCUGCCCGGUCGUGUCAGUGCCGUUGACUAUCAUUUCGAGCCUUGGUUGCGUUUGUACUCUUUCGCUGGACUUUCGCUCGAGAAAUAUCCUUUGAUCAAGAAGUGGCUUGAUCUUAUGUCGACACGGGAGGAAAUCCAGCAGGCGUACAUCAAGGUUCAAGGUCAAAGUUGA